This is a messenger RNA of Meloidogyne enterolobii, 972 nucleotides long. Lineage: Eukaryota; Metazoa; Nematoda; Chromadorea; Rhabditida; Meloidogynidae. The record is from the annotation of a GenBank genome assembly.
UCAAUUCAAAUUUACACAAACUGAACGUCAUUCUAACAAAAGUUAUUGGAAGACUUGUGUUGAUAAAGCUGUGGCCAAUAUUGAAGGUUUUAAAAACAAUUCUAAUUUAACAACAGCAAAAAUAGAAGAAAGGAAGAGAGGACGUUUUGUCUUCGUAAUUACUGAUUUUGAGAGAAAUCGAAAUGGAAGUGAGGUUCAUUUAAAAAUAUUUUUCAAAGUCCGCAAUUUAUUAAAAGGGGCUAGAGUAUACAGGAGAAGAGUAAUGACCGAUUGUUUUAAAGGCAUAAAAUUUCUCUCUUCUAGGGACGAAAAAGAUUUUCUACAAGAUAUUGACCAUCAAUUAGCAGAGAAUGGCGUUUUCUUUCGAUAUGUUCAGCUGAAAUUUGAUGACCAUAAACAGACUCAAAUUACAACGGGUGGAGGAAAGUCGUCAACGAUAAAUGAACGAAUCCGUAACAUUAGUUCAAACAUAAUUCGUGUGGCUAUUGUAGAGCAGGGCUCAGAUUUUGAUGCUUUUGUAAUUGUUCGUCCUUGCCCUCAACUGAGUGAUGCUGAAAAGAUUCGUGAAUAUUCGUGAGCUUUUUUUUAUUUUUUUGAUGGGUUGUGGCCUCUCGAUCUGGGAUGUCCACAACAGCGAUUUUUUCUUGUUUGUGGAUUUUUUCUUUUUUUUUUUUGCAAUUUUUUGCUGAUUUUUCGAUUUUUUGCCGACUUUUGAUUUCUGCGGAUUUUUCUAUUUUUUACAACCUCUCCCCUCUCAAACGCGCCUGAUUUAUUUAUUUUUAUCCCCCUACCAUUCAGUUAUGUCCAGCACUUUUACUAUGAGAAUUGGCUUCUUAGAAGUAAGUUCUCAAAAAUUUCUUAAAAAUUCAUUUCCUUCUCAUAUUUUCCGAUCCAAGAGGUGCCGUAAUUGGCUUUGCACUUUGUCUAUUUGCCAUUCUUUGCGCUAUUUCCUCCUAUUUAUUUCAUAUUUGG